GGUGAAGCGGAUGUUUAUAUUCUGCGUGAACAGUGAAGAAUGUGCGAGCAAUGACAGCUGAAGUGAGAGAUGGAUCGAGAACGCAGAACACAUUCAGCACAACACUCCAACACACCAUUGCAUCGUCUGUCAUGCAUGCAUCUUGGCCUAUAGCCUGUGCUGUGUAAAGCCUAUCACGCUACAGCGCAGGGAAGGGACAAGGGCUGUGCUUCCUGACUCAAACCCAGACCUGCUGCUCCAUGUUUCCUAUGCUAACCCUUCUGAGCAUGUUUUACUAUAUCUGUCUGCGGCGGCGCUCCAGGAGCGGGACGAGGAGCGAGGCGUUGGGUAGCCGGCGAGCGGUGGAGCUGGGUCAGCGUUCGGCGCUGCCCGUCACUGUGGAGGUCGAGCAGUAUGGCAAGGAGGUCCUGGACUUCAGCUCUCAUUACGGUAGCGAGAACAGCAUGUCCUAUACCAUGUGGAACCUGGCGGGGGUGCCUAACGUCUACCCCAGCUCAGGAGACUUCACCCAGACGGCCGUGUUCCGCACUUACGGAGGCUGGUGGGCGCAGUGUGUUAGCUCCGCUCUUCCGUUCCGUCGUACGCCGCCCAAUUUUCAUGCCCAAGACUACCUGGAGCUGGCCUUUGAGGAGCCUGUCUAUCCCACAGCUGUGGAGGUGCUGGAGACCUACCACCCCGGGGCCAUCGUCAAGAUCCUAGCGUGCUCACUUAACCCUUUCUCCCAGAACCCACCGGUUGACGUCAGGUGGGAGGUUCUGUGGGCCGGCAGUCCCAACAAAGCUGUGACCCCUCAAGCUCGCCAGUUCUCCCCUAGCAUCAGACAGAUCAGUUUUGCCACCAACCUGCUGCGUCUGGAGGUGAACUGCUCUCUGUUGGAGUACUACACAGAGCUGGACGCGGUGAUACUGCGAGGCGUUCGAGAGAGACCCAUUCUGGCCCUCUAUAAGAUCCCUGUCAUCGACAUCAAUGAUCUGAGUGACAGCGAAGAAGAGAUCAGUGAUGCAGGAGGCCUCUGCUGCAGGUCGGGUGGAGAAAACAAGCAAAACCUGGGAAACGGCUUCUUUGAUAGGCUCCCUUAUGAGUUAAUCCAGCUGAUCGUGAGUCACCUGCCGGUUCCGGACCUGUGCCGAUUGGCUCAGUGCUGCAAGCUCUUUCACAAGCACUGCUGUGACCCGCUGCAGUACAUCCAGCUCAGCCUGCAGCCGUACUGGGCCCGGCUCACCGAUGCCUCUCUGUGCCACCUGCAGAGCCGCUGCACCCUCCUGCAGAGACUAAACAUGUCCUGGACAGGCAACCGCGGAGCCGUGACGGCCACUGGCUUCUGCAGCUUUAUGAAGGCCUGUGGGGUGAGUCUGGUGUGUUUGGAGCUGUCGUGCUGUCAUUUCCUGACUGAAGCGUGUUUAGAGGUGAUCGCCCAGACGUGUCCCUGCCUCCAGGAGCUCAAUUUGGCUUCCUGUGACCGUCUGCAACCACAGGCGUUCAAUCACAUCACCAAACUCGCUAAUCUACGCAGGCUGGUGCUGUACCGCACUAAAGUUGAGCAGUCAGCCUUGUUGAGCAUCCUCACAUUCUGCCCAGAGCUCAGGCACCUUAACCUGGGAAGCUGUGUCAUGAUUGAGGACUAUGAUGUUGUGGCGAGCAUGCUGAGCGCACGCUGCCGUUCUCUGCGCUCCCUCGACCUGUGGCGCUGCAGGAACCUGAGCGAGCGUGGACUGGCGGAGCUGGUUUCGGGCUGCAGGCUCCUGGAGGAGCUGGACCUGGGUUGGUGCUCCACGAUUCAGAGCAGCACCGGCUGCUUCCAGCACUUGGCCCGCAGCUUGCCCCGCCUACGCAAGCUCUUCCUCACCGCCAACCGCACCGUGUGUGACGCUGACCUGGAGGAGCUGGCCGCUAACUGCAGUGCUCUGGAGCACCUUGAUAUUCUGGGCACACGGAUGGUGAGCCCUGCAUCUCUGCGGAAAUUACUGCAGUGUUGUCCUCGGCUAAAGCUGUUGGAUGUGUCCUUCUGCUCGCAGAUCGACUCUCGCUUCGCCCAGGAGCUCAGUGGCCUUUUCCCGAAUGUGUCCAUCAAGAAGAGUUUCACUCAGUAAAACUCGAUGGGCCUUCCUGAGCAGGAGCAGCUUCUUGGGACGGACUUUAAGACCCUUGGGAAAAGGGUGGUGCAUUCUGGUGCUGUGGACUUGCUGCCUUGAACUGCACAGAGCUGUGAACUGCCGCUUGGAAGAUGUUAUGGAUGUUUCACACUCUCUCCGCUUGAACGGUCUCACUAUGUAUUGAAUCUCACACAUUUCAGCAAACCUCAGUUUUUGAUCUUAAUCUCAGGGUUUUAUUUUUGUCUUCAGAGAGACGUUUGUAGUAUGCUGUACUACAGCCUAAGGGUUUCGUUUUAAACAUACUUAUUCAAGUGUAUCGGUACCAAUGUUUUGUUUGCAUUGUUAAAUGUCGUCAAAUCGCUGUUGAAUAUUGUGAAAUAGUAACAUGGUGUACUAUGAUUAUUUAUUAAUUGACUGAUUAUAAAUUCAGGGCCACAUUGACUUGAAUCGUGGGCACAGAAAUCUUUUUGUGGCAAUAGCUAGUUUGAGUGAAACUGCCCAUAUUUUGAGUCAAUCAUGUUAUGCACUUGUAUGCAGACACAAUAGGGCAAAUACCAAAACAUAAGCUUUUCUCUAUAGCAAAACUUGACAUUUUCUUUUACACAGGUGCAUGCUAACCGUUAGAUGACAUAUCCUUGUGCCUUAGGUUUAAAGAGAGAAGUGCUUUGUAAAUUUGCUGGUCGUCUGUAUUGUGCUAUGCUAAAUUGCGAUUUGCCAAAAACACCCUAAACCAAAGGGUUUUUCUUUUUUUUUAAUAGACUUUAAUUUUGAAAAACACAGAUGGCAAGUGCUGUGUUUUCUUUAGAGAUGUACAAUUAUUUAAGUCAAAACAAGGAUAAGGAGAAAAUGUUUAAUACUUUUGGUAAAAGUUUAAGUGCCAUAUCUAUUUUUUUAAUUGUUCUUUCAAUUUGACAUACCUGUUCUUCACUAGCACCCUGUAAACAAACUCUUAACGUUAAUUUGAAGCAACUGAACAUUAAAUAGACUGAAUUUAUGUUAAAUUCUACAGUAGUUACAGUGAAUUAAUGUUGUCAUUUAGGAUAUUGUAUUAAAAUUGUGCUGUUUGGAAGAAGUGGGCUUUUUGCAUUAUUUCAGAGCGACUGAGAGUGACACUCAUGAGGUCUUGGUUCAAUAAAGUGAGGCUUAAUAUUU
Pimephales promelas (fathead minnow) is the source of this 3245-nucleotide messenger RNA. It is a transcript of the gene fbxl4, whose product is annotated as F-box and leucine rich repeat protein 4. NCBI's taxonomy places the organism in Eukaryota, Metazoa, Chordata, Actinopteri, Cypriniformes, Leuciscidae. Gene Ontology annotation, molecular function: protein binding. Gene Ontology annotation, biological process: SCF-dependent proteasomal ubiquitin-dependent protein catabolic process. Gene Ontology annotation, cellular component: SCF ubiquitin ligase complex. The record is from RefSeq and is a predicted model, not a curated record.